CUUUGGUUAGUCUAUCAUCUUAUAUCUCAGUACCUGAGCGCCGGCGGGAAAGCCAUUCGAGAUCUCCGAGGAGCGUUCGAGACACACCUGCUUCGCUCAAAUGGCGGAUUCUGAAAACCCAUCGACACCCGGUUCCCCCACGUCCGCUGGGUUCAGUACAGACCGUCUCCCUCCCAACACCAGUCGCACCUCUGAAACUUACUCAGAUGAGGAUGAGGCAGCUGUUGAUCCAGAGAUCAUCAGGGACGAGCCCGAAGACGGCGACGCAGAAGAAGACGAAGGAGAGGAUCUCUUCGAAAAUUACAUGGAGGACUAUCGGCCGAUGGAAGAGCUGGAUCAGUACGAAUCAGUUGGACUUGAUGAUUCAAUGGAGGAUGAGAGGGAUUUGGAUCAAAUCAUGGAGGAUAGGAGGGCGGCUGAGAUCGAGCUCGACGCUAAAGAUGGACGUAAGAGCAACCGGAAGCUCCCUCAGCUUCUGCACGACCAAGAUACAGACGAGGAUGGUAACUAUAGGCCUUCAAAAAGGUCUAGGGCUGAUUUUAGGCCUCCAAGAGUACCAAGAAGCUAUGAUGAUGCUGAUGGAAUGCAGAGUUCCCCAGGAAGAUCGCAGCGGGGACAUUCUAGAGAUGAUGUUCCAAUCACCGAUCAGACAGAUGAUGAGCCCUACGAGGAUGAAGAUGAUGAUGAUGGAGAGUUUGAGAUGUACCGUGUCCAAGGAACUCUAAGAGAGUGGGUUACCAGGGAUGAAGUGCGCCGGUUCAUCGCCAAGAAAUUUAAGGAGUUCUUGCUAACAUAUGUUAACCCAAAGAAUGAGCAAGGGGACUUUGAAUAUGUACGGCUGAUAAAUGAGAUGGUCUUAGCUGAUGGGUGCAGCUUGGAGAUUGAUUACAAGCAAUUCAUCUACAUUCAUCCCAACAUUGCUAUUUGGCUGGCUGAUGCUCCCCAGUCUGUCUUGGAGGUCAUGGAAGAAGUUGCUAAAAAUGUUGUGUUUGAUCUACACCCUAAUUACAAGAAUAUUCAUCAAAAGAUCUAUGUCCGGAUAACCAACUUACCGGUAUACGAUCAGAUACGCAACAUAAGGCAGAUCCAUUUGAAUACCAUGAUUCGUAUUGGAGGAGUAGUAACCCGACGAACUGGGGUUUUCCCUCAGUUGCAGCAGGUUAAGUAUGAUUGCAACAAAUGUGGUGCAGUUCUUGGGCCAUUCUUCCAGAACUCGUAUUCAGAAGUCAAGGUGGGAUCUUGUCCUGAAUGCCAAUCUAAAGGUCCAUUCACCGUUAACAUUGAGCAGACAAUCUACAGGAACUAUCAAAAGCUCACCCUUCAGGAAAGCCCUGGAAUUGUCCCUGCUGGUAGACUUCCAAGAUACAAGGAAGUGAUUCUCUUGAAUGAUCUAAUUGACUGUGCACGCCCUGGGGAAGAAAUUGAGGUCACAGGCAUAUACACGAACAACUUUGACUUAUCUUUAAACACAAAAAAUGGGUUUCCUGUUUUUGCCACUGUGGUUGAAGCGAACUACGUCACCAAAAAGCAAGAUCUCUUUUCGGCUUACAAACUCACCCAAGAAGACAAAGAAGAGAUUGAAAAGUUGGCCAAGGACCCUAGGAUUGGAGAAAGGGUUAUCAAGUCCAUUGCACCAUCUAUCUAUGGCCAUGAGGACAUAAAAACAGCAAUUGCUCUAGCAAUGUUUGGAGGUCAGGAAAAGAAUGUUGAAGGGAAACAUCGGUUGCGAGGAGACAUAAAUGUACUCCUCCUAGGAGACCCAGGAACGGCCAAGUCACAGUUCCUCAAGUACGUAGAAAAGACGGGGCAAAGGGCUGUGUAUACAACUGGCAAAGGAGCUUCUGCUGUUGGACUAACAGCUGCUGUGCACAAGGACCCUGUCACACGAGAGUGGACCCUUGAAGGAGGAGCCCUUGUCUUAGCUGAUAGAGGGAUCUGUCUUAUUGAUGAGUUUGACAAGAUGAAUGAUCAGGACAGAGUGAGUAUCCAUGAAGCAAUGGAACAGCAAAGCAUUAGCAUAUCAAAGGCUGGGAUUGUCACGUCUCUACAGGCUCGUUGCUCUGUCAUUGCUGCUGCAAAUCCAGUUGGAGGAAGGUAUGACUCUUCAAAGACCUUUUCACAAAAUGUUGAGCUGACCGAUCCAAUUGUCUCACGUUUUGAUAUCCUUUGUGUUGUUAAGGAUGUGGUUGAUCCAGUCACUGAUGAAAUGCUUGCCAAAUUCGUUGUUGAGAGCCACUUCAAGUCACAGCCCAAAGGAGCUAACAUGGAUGACAAGUCUGUUAGCAAUUCAAUAGAAGAUCCUCCAGCCUCUGUGAGGCCUGUUGAUCCGGAGAUACUCUCUCAAAAUAUGCUGAAGAAGUACAUAACUUAUGCCAAGUUGCAUGUGUUUCCAAGAUUGCAUGAUGCUGAUUUGGAUAAGCUAAUGCAUGUUUAUGCUGAACUGCGUAGAGAGUCUUCGCAUGGACAAGGUGUCCCCAUAGCAGUGAGGCACAUAGAAUCAAUGAUACGGAUGUCAGAAGCGCAUGCAAGAAUGCACCUUAGACAGCAUGUGACGCAGGAAGAUGUAGAUAUGGCAAUACGAGUGCUACUUGAUUCCUUCAUUUCAACACAGAAGUUUGGCGUCCAGAAAGCUCUCCAAAAGAGCUUUAGAAAGUACAUGACAUUCAAAAGGGAGUACAAUGACUUCCUCCUCUAUCUUCUCCGAGGGCUCGUGAAAGAUGCAUUGUACUUCGAAGAACUGGUAUCUGGGUCGACUGCAGGGCUUAACCAGGUUGAGGUUAAGGUGGAAGAGCUGCGGAACAAGGCACAGGAUUAUGAAAUCUAUGAUUUGAAGCCCUUUUUCUCCAGCACACAGUUCUCAAGAGCCAACUUUGAGUUGGAUGAAGAGCGAAAGAUAAUAAAACAUCAUCUUGCAAGAUGAGGAAGGACAAGAUCUAAACAUACAAGUUUUACGUGGAAGAUUUUAGUUUCGUGAAGUUCUUCCAAUAAAACUCUCAUUAAAAGUUUGGGCUUGACAGACUAGGUUGUUGAGAAAAAAGUGCAACCAAAGCUCUCAGACCUGAUUAGUUCUGUUGGCUGCUUGAACUCAAUCUCACCAGUAUCUGGACCAACAGGCUGUUAUUCCGGAAGUUGAUGCGCAAUGACUAUACAGUUAAUAUCUUAAUAUCAUUCAUUGCUUGUUAAAGUAUAGAUUUUGCAUUGUUGUGUAGCUGAACUUUAUUAAGUGUAAUGAGUAAUGACUGGCUGUAAC
Telopea speciosissima is the source of this 3250-nucleotide messenger RNA. RefSeq names its product DNA replication licensing factor MCM2. Gene Ontology annotation, molecular function: 3'-5' DNA helicase activity; single-stranded DNA helicase activity; ATP binding. Gene Ontology annotation, cellular component: nucleus; MCM complex. The transcript is spliced from 18 exons. The coding region runs from base 101 to 2920 and encodes 939 amino acids. Gene Ontology annotation, biological process: mitotic DNA replication initiation; DNA replication; double-strand break repair via break-induced replication. NCBI's taxonomy places the organism in Eukaryota, Viridiplantae, Streptophyta, Magnoliopsida, Proteales, Proteaceae. The record is from RefSeq and is a predicted model, not a curated record.